UGAGACUGAGGCAGGGUUGACAGGGGCUGGACUGAUGACAGCAUCCUCCUCCGCUCUGAGGCUUCAACACCUGACCGCCUCCAUCAGAGCCGCACAGAUCAUGGAGCUGCCGGGUUAUCCCGACGCCACCAUUUCGCACCAUGCUCCGCAGACGCGUAAAUAUUCCACUUCAGCCGCUUAAUCUGUUCUGCUCCUCCCCUCAACCUGAUCAUUCAUUGCCUAUAGCUUUCGGAUUUUCAUUUAUUGCGUGACCGAGUCGAGUCGAGGUGCUUCUUGUUUUCCUGAAGAGAAAAAAAACAAAAGAUCCUGUCUCGCUGUUCCCACCAAGGAUCAGACAUGGGUGGAAUCGAAUCACCAGCGCCGGCCGGAUUAUGGAGCAGAUUUUUUUUUUCCUCAUGAUACAACAGUCAGCUCGAUCCAGGCUUCAGUCAAGCAAACAAAUAAUCCAAUCAAUCACAGCGGGACACAGUCUGACACAAGGAGGAUAUCAAUAACAGCCUAAUACUCCACACCCACACACACACACACACCCACACACACACACACACACAGAUAGACAGAGAGACGAUGGCGCUGGAGAACUCCGUCUUCCCUUCCCGUCCCGACUCCCUGGCCCUUCCUGUGGAGGAGAAAGCUGAAGCCAAGGAAGACGAGGCGGCGAUGAAGUCGACGGCUUCCACUGGAGUCUUUAACGUAUCCGAGGAGUUGGGCCACGUCGUCACCACACAGACCAUACCCUCCCUUUCACCCCCGGCCAAAGUCAAAAGGUCUUUCCAGUCCAAACUCGCAGAACGGGAAGCCACCGCCAAUCAGCACAGGAAGAAAACCCCGGGGCCUGAAAAAGAGAGGGGGCGAUUCGGCUGGGCUCGGGCUCGGCGUAAGAGGCAGCGCUACGUUGAGAAGAACGGCCGUUGCAAUGUGCAGCACGGCAACAUGCGGGAGACGUACCGCUACCUGACCGACAUCUUCACCACGCUGGUGGACCUCAACUGGCGCUGCUCGCUCUUCGUCUUCGUCAUGGCCUACGCAGUCACGUGGCUCUUCUUUGGCGCCAUUUGGUACCUCAUAGCCUACUGUAGGGGGGAUCUGGACCAUCUGGAGGACGAGGCGUGGACGCCGUGCGUGAACAAUGUCAACGGUUUCAUAUCAGCUUUCCUCUUCUCCAUCGAGACAGAGACGACGAUUGGCUACGGGCACAGAGUCAUCACCGAUCAGUGUCCAGUGGGCACCAUGCUGCUGCUGCUGCAGGCCAUACUGGGAUCGAUGGUCAAUGCGUUCAUGGUCGGCUGCAUGUUCGUGAAGAUCUCCCAGCCUAAUAAACGGGCCGAGACGCUGGUGUUCUCCAAGCAUGCCGUCAUCUCCCUGAGAGACGACAAGCUCUGCCUGAUGUUCAGAGUGGGCGACCUUCGGAGUUCCCACAUUGUUGGGGCCAACAUGAGGGCCAAACUAAUCAAGUCCAAGCAGACCCAAGAGGGUGAGUUCAUCCCUUUGGACCAAACAGACAUCAGUGUGGGCUUUGAGACGGGCGAUGACCGCCUCUUCCUCGUCUCUCCGCUGGUGAUCUCCCAUGAAAUCGACGCGCGCUCGGCCUUCUGGGACAUGUCGCAGUCUCAGCUGGAGAAGGAGGAUUUUGAGAUUGUGGUCAUUCUGGAAGGAAUGGUGGAGGCCACCGGAAUGACAUGCCAGGCGCGGAGCUCCUACCUGGCGGAGGAGGUGUUGUGGGGUCACAGGUUCAGCCCCAUGAUGCUGCUGGCGGAGGGCUUCUUUGAUAUCGACUACGGAGCCUUUCAUCACACGUUUGAGGUGAACACGCCCUCCUGCUCGGCUCGGGAGCUGGCGUUGGCCGCGGCCAGACUCGACGCUCACCUCUACUGGUCCAUCUCCAGCAGGCUGGACGAAGAGCCCACGCUGGCCGAGCAGGCCGCCAAGCAGCCGGACGGCGACUCGGCCCACAGCAAGGCGGGGGAACCCAUCUUCACCGUCGGGGAGAUGACGGACAUCCAGGAGCAAUCAGCUUUGGGCGAGUUGAAUGGCAGCGUCACCACCGAUCAAUCGGAAACAGAGGCCUAGAACAGAGAAUGUUUACAAAGAACCUUCAGUAUCUCGCCACAUCAUCAAAGUUGUGUGUUAAAGACUCUUUUAAGGCAGAUGAGUAAUUUCAACACACCCACUGAUCCCACGGUAAAUGCCACAAUCUUGUGUUACCUUAUAAAAGAAUAUUUUUUAAUAUUUGUCUUAUUUGUUAUAAGUGUACUCAAUGUGCAUAUCUGAUUUUGUUGUAUUUGCUCUGAUCACCCUUGCCUAUAUCUACUUUAAAAUGACAAUACUAUGCUUCAGGUGGGUUUUAACAGCAGUCCAUCCUGUGGACAGAAAGAAUGUUGCACAGACAGUAAUUAGUUUUUUUGUUUUGUUUUUUCCUUUUCGCCCAACUGAUGGUUUCACACGAAAAGUUAAAUAUGUUGAUUAUUAAUGCCGUUUAAAAUAGAUACAGUGCAGAGAUGCUUUACUCUAAGCUGCAGUUUUAGAAAAUAUAGAAAUACAAACAAACUUUUUUAGAUGCACAGAUUAAGAGUUACUGUAAAUCAGUUAGAAAUAUUACAGUUAAUUAAACAUUUUCCCUUUUUUAUUUGGGUAGAAACUUUCAUUUGGUGCUAGUAAGCUAUCUAGGAUCACUUUUGUUGAACAAAAAUAUAUCCCCUGAUGUAAACAACAUUUAUAUCUUUACUCACAUUAUUGUAAACAGAGAAUAUAAAACCUUUUAGAAAAAGGUCAACAUGAUGCUGCUUCACAAGGUUAUUGCUUUGGUAACAAUAUAUUAUGCAGUCAUACUUUCCCAGAAUUUACAAGUUAUUUUCUAAAAAGUACAGGUUAUUUUUUAUAAAGGUUACUGCCUGAUUUACCAUUCACUUACUGGAACUUGACCUGAACAGUAGCCCGCGAGGUCCAAAAAAGUUUCAGGAAAGUCUUCAGUUAGUUCCACAAAACUAAGAUAAAAUUCCAGAAAAAUUAAUCUGUAUAUUUUAGAAAAUCAACUUAUAAAUUGCCUAAACUUAUAUCCGCAAAAAAAAAAAAAAAAAACUGUAUUAUUUUAUAGAGUAAUUGAGUUGCAGCUGGUAUCCUGUAAACGUCACAGAGGUAAAGUAUAAAAGCAUAAAAUUAACAGAAACUAACCAGAAAAUUGCUCUUUAAGUCUUUAAAGACAGGUAGUCUGUAAAUUACAGAAACAUAACCUGGAUAUUAUGGCGAAUUAACUUAGAAAUUUCAGAAAAGUAAAGAAGCUUGUUUAAUCUGGAGUAUUCUAGAAAUUUCUGGAAAGCAUUUCUGAAAGUCUUCUUCAAAUUUUUAUUUGCAAAAGCCCUGGAGAAUAUUAGGCUGUAUUUUGCAUUGCUGCCUUUUAUAUUUCUUUGAUUUUUGUUGGUUUCGGCCAUGUAUAAUGUAAAAGCACAACCAAGCCCUGCUCAGUUCUGCCCAAAUUCCUGCUUCUGCUGCUGUGUAUAUCUAUAUAUCUAUUUCUAUCUAUCUAUAUAUAUAUAGAUAUAGAUAUAUAUAUAUAUGUGGCUGUUUUUACUUGAUGUUUUUAAUAUUUAAAUAGCACAUUGAUUAGAAUGAAUAAACUACACUAUAUUCCAGAGA
Poeciliopsis prolifica (blackstripe livebearer) is the source of this 3633-nucleotide messenger RNA. RefSeq names its product potassium inwardly rectifying channel subfamily J member 9 (gene kcnj9). Gene Ontology annotation, biological process: regulation of monoatomic ion transmembrane transport; potassium ion import across plasma membrane. Gene Ontology annotation, molecular function: inward rectifier potassium channel activity. The record is from RefSeq and is a predicted model, not a curated record. Gene Ontology annotation, cellular component: plasma membrane. The transcript is spliced from 8 exons. Bases 568 to 2070 code for a protein of 500 amino acids. Lineage: Eukaryota; Metazoa; Chordata; Actinopteri; Cyprinodontiformes; Poeciliidae.